UCGACAGUUCAUUUAACACAAUUUAAAAGUUAGAAACGCGUUAACUUUUAUCGAAGGUAAAUGGGGUUCUGAGUGUACAAAGUUGUUUUCUUCGGGCGGAAAUUGACUAUUCGAAAAUAGAUUUCCACUGCGGACCAUAUCCAGAUUGUGUCAUUAACCAGUUCAAGAGACUCGAGUCCAACAAGCAAUGCCCCAGCAAAAUCAAGUCGCCCGAAAAUGAAUACAACAAAAGGAAUUAUGAUGGUUGUGACUGCGAAUGUGGUCAGAGUGUGCAUAAUUAUAUAGAGAUGGAUGCAACCUCAAAUAAAUUUCCAUGGGUUGUUCAAAUCGCUGAUUGGCGCAAAAGCUUGAAAACUCUUUGCUCUGGGACUCUCAUAAACGGACAUUAUGUGCUAACCACGGGUAGCUGCGUGGCCAGUUUCAAAAAUGUACCUUUAAACUUGAUUGUCAUCACUGGUACGAAAAAACGUCUUGCAAACGAAAUAAUUUUGCAUGAUCGUUACAAUCCAGCGUCAUUUGAGAACAACAUUGCCUUACUCAAAUUUUUGAUGCCAUUCAACGUGAUCCCAGCAUGUCUACCAUCGGAAGAAAUUUCCUUUGCUGGCAAUCAAAGUGGAGCCGUUUUCGGUUGGACUCAAAAGAAAGACUUGGAAACGCAUGGGACAAAAUCAAUAGCAAACAGAUGGGGUGAACUUGUUCGGUCACCAGUGCUGGUCACAAAAUGUGGCGACAACCAAGUGCACUCCACUGUGCUCUGUGCCAGUGAAAGGGAUUAUAGUGAUGAAUCUAAAAUAUGCAAGCAGACCACGGGUGGCGGUCCGCUUAUUCUUGCAAAGCAUCCACGCUCUAGAUUCAAAUUGAUUGGUGUGAGUAACAUUGGUGUCGAAUGUGGCGACGCUGCGGAAAAAAUAAUCACUUUUGCUGACAUUCAAAAGCACCUUGCGUGGAUGAAACGCAUCACCAAGACCACCUGCAUCACUUGUUUGAAAUAAUAUUUGAAAUGAGAGCGAAUUUAAAAUUUAU
This is a messenger RNA of Neocloeon triangulifer, 1023 nucleotides long. RefSeq names its product complement factor I-like. The coding region runs from base 288 to 992 and encodes 234 amino acids. The transcript is spliced from 7 exons. Gene Ontology annotation, molecular function: serine-type endopeptidase activity. The record is from RefSeq and is a predicted model, not a curated record. Gene Ontology annotation, biological process: proteolysis. Lineage: Eukaryota; Metazoa; Arthropoda; Insecta; Ephemeroptera; Baetidae.